GUAUAUCUAUUAAUCGGUAUUUUCUUAAGUAACUCUCUAUUUACCGGUAGGCAAAAAUAAUAAUGUUUUUGCCCGCUUUUUACAAAAGCGUCGAUUUUCCAUCAUUUAUUUAUAUUCUUAUAUCUCAUUUUAUUACAAGUAUAUUAUUGCUUUUAUCAUUCUUAGUAAAUAAUAAUUCUUUUAUAAUAAUUAUCCUUAUCGCUACUUAUUUUUUUUUUUUUUAGUUUUUAGUUAUUGCCGGUGUCGUGAACAGAUGUUUAUCUAUGUGACGGUUUACUAAUAUAUAAAUUUUUACCGGUCAAUACAUAAAUAAAUGAAUUAAUAUAAAAUUCGAAUUCAGAAUCGUUCGAAAUUUGAAUUUUACAAAAGAAUAAUUUUACUAAACCAUAGUGACAAUGCAGGAUCACGGAUCGAAAUCUCCUCUAUUCAACACCAAAUAAUGUGAUACGCAAUAACCAACGAUGCAUUCAAGUAUGCGCGACAUACUGCGAUGAAGGCGUUCGAAUGUCUAUACCAUGCAGAAUCGAUUUCGCUAUAUCACCACUUAUCACUAAGGCACUACACUUUUCAAAUUUUAAAUUCUAGCAGUUCCAGCGAGUUUAUUUUCACUAGUUCAACUAUAGAUGGCUCUGGCGGUACAAAAAAGUGUCUGCCUACGCUGCGAUAAGCGCGGUUCACGUCGUGCUCGUCAGCGGCUCCCUCCCCGUCGACCACACACACACACACACCCGCCUUGCCUUCCCCUCUCUCCGUCCUCCUCCCACCAACUAUCGCUAUUCGUAUAAUUUAUAGGAAAACGGGGAUCACAUAAUUUGAUCGUAGUUUUUUAUUACGGUUUUCAGUCCUCUCGGCAUCAAGACGCGCGCCAGUCGAAAUCCGCCAAGUAAUAAGUACGACAAGCCAACAACGCACCGAUCGACCCCUUCAAACCCAUCACCGAAAAUCAAUCCGUCGAGGGCGGCCGGAGGGGUGUGCGCGCGAGACAUAAUCCCGAAGCCUACAUCGCGUUAUAUACGCGUGUGUGCGUGUGUGUUGGUGACUAAGAGAGUGAGCGAGUGCUAUAGAGCUGAGGCGGCCCCGCGAGUAUAUAGGUAUAGGUAUACGCUUGGGAGAGCGAGAGGAAGAGAGAUGGAUGCGUCGUCGUCGGCGGCGGCGGCGGCGGCGGCAGCACAAACACGACAGUCCCCAAAUAUUAUGGCUGCAGCAGUGUUGCAGCCUGGCGGCCAGUAGUUCCGCCGCGACUGCACAUCCUGCAGCGUACAACAUUAGCGAUACGUAUACCUAUAUAGAAGCGCGGCGUACAAAGGUGUACGUGUAUACAAAAUUCAGUGCCGCGCGUCUCGGAGCUGAGAGCAUAAUCCGCGGCUAUAAGCUACUUUACAUACGAGGCGUAGAAAUGGAGAGAAGAGUCGAAAUGUGCCGUAAGUAGGUAGGCGAUCGACACACUCCCGUUGGCCGCGGGCUGGACGUGCGCGCGUGGAAUAUCAAUCGUGAACGUAAGAGCUGCACAGGAAGGAAGAGACUCCGCACGCUCAUAAGAAUCGAAGACUCGUGUCGUGAAUUGAGAGGAGUGCGCGCGUGUAACGCGAGUGAGUCCCUCUCUCACUAUCUUUCUCUCUCCCAUCAGUGACAGACGAAAAAAAACGGGCAGUAAGAUGUUGCGCUGGCGCUUGUUGCCAGCAGCGCUUGGAGGUUAUGUCCGUCGCGAGGAGGAGCUGCUGCAGGAAGAGGAGGAUCUGCUGGACCGUCGUCAGCCGGAGCUAAUCGAGCUCUAGGCUGCUGCGGACUCGCAACUCGGAACAAGAUAUCGGAAGGGAGGAGAGCUGCAGCGAGAUUGAUCUUGCGGGGAGGGCUGCAGUCUACGACAACCCGUACUCGGAAUAUUAUUUUACUUCCCCCCGCGCGCGCCCACAAGAGCCCGAAGGUGAUGCGAGACUACUGGCAGUACCACCGACAAGAGCAGCAGCAGCAGCAGCAGCAGCAGCAGCAGCAGAGGAGAAACGCCUGUCCGAGAUUGCCGGCUCAGAGGAUGUUCGGCUGGCUGUGCGGCUGAGGGUGCCAAUCGUCUCCCGAAGGCAGCCUGCCCAUGAAGAGGCUGCAGAGGAUGCCGGGAGCCGCGCUCGAGGCCAGGCCCCGGGCCUGUCGGCUCACCGACAUCGAGCAGCCCAGCCAGGCUAGCUUCGAAGCCGCCGCGUCGUCUGCUAGCGCCGCUAGCAAUUCACAGGAUGGCAGUCAGGAGGAGCACUCGCCCGGGAGCGGCAGUGCGAGGUUUCCCAAGCUCGACGAGUGCGCGCACUUUCACUACGAGCACGUGGAGCUCGGCAGUCUCGAGGUUAGCCUGGUGGCCUCGCCUCAGGCCCAGCUCAGAGACGGAGCUGCCCCGAGCGAGGACGGCAACAGCUUCUCCGUGAGAGUCACCUCCGGGGAUGCCUGCUGGACGCUGCAGAGGAGCUACGAGAAUCUCGUCAUGUUUGACAAGCAGCUGCACAGAUGCAUAUUCGACAGGAAGUUCUCCAUGCUGGCGAAUCUCGCCGAGCGCGAGCUGGAGCCCGAGGAUCUGGCUGCCUACUUCGCCCGCUUUUCCGCUUUGAGCCACGAGGGAUUGAACUGCGGGCCCGUCUUGAACUGGCUGCAGCUGGAUAACCGAGGCAGGCGCAUACUCGUGCCCGAGUCCGACUCCUGUCCCAUCAACACACCGGCCGUAGCGGCUGCCUACGCCAUAAGGCCCUACAGAGCUCAGGCACAGGACGAGCUGUCGUUCAACGUCAGCGACAUGAUCUCGGUAAUCGAUAUGCCUCCGGCAGGUGAGAGCAGCUGGUGGCGAGGUAAGCACGGCUUCGCCGUCGGAUUCUUUCCCGCCGAGUGCGUUGCCGUGAUCGGCGACAAGCUGCCGCGACACAUCGGCGUGCCGCCUCGGCCAGCUUCGACUGGAUCUGGAAGCGUCGUGUCCACCGCGGGAGCGUCAGCGGAGCCCAGGCCGCAGCCGGUGAAGCCGGUGCUGCGCAAGCACGGCAAGCUCAUCGCCUUCUUCAGAUCGUUCAUCCUGAACCGACCAUCUCGCCGUAGACUGAAGCAGUCGGGUAUCCUGAGAGAGCGAGUCUUCGGCUGCGACCUCGGUGAGCAUCUGCUGAACUCCGGCCAAGAGGUUCCUUGCGUCCUGCGUUGCUGCGCCGAGUUUAUCGAGAGACACGGCCUCGUCGACGGCAUCUACAGACUCAGCGGCGUCAGUUCGAACAUCCAGAGACUGAGGCACGCCUUCGACGAGGACAGACUCCCAGCUCUGCACGCGGACCAGGCUAUCCUUCAGGACAUACACUCGGUGGCGUCGCUGCUGAAGAUGUACUUCCGCGAGCUGCCUAACCCUCUGUGCACCUACCAGCUCUACUCGAGCUUCGUCGGAGCUGUUCAGUCGACUACCGACCAGGAGAGGCUCAGUCGUAUGCGCGACGCCGUUCGCAAGCUGCCGCCGCCUCACUACAGGACGCUGGAGUACCUGAUGCGGCAUCUGGUACGCGUGGCCUCGCGAGGCCAGCAGACGGGCAUGACGGCGCGCAACGUGGCGAUCGUUUGGGCGCCGAACCUGCUGCGCUGCAAGGAGCUCGAGGUGGGCGGAGUCGCGGCGCUGCAAGGCGUCGGUGUACAGGCUGUGGUUACCGAGUUUCUCAUCUGCUACGCCGAGUUGAUCUUCGCCACGGGUCCGUCCGAUUCACCAGGUGCAGCGGAACAGGCCGCCGCGCUCAGUCAUCAGCGACCCAAGUCACUGGCUAUAGCCGGAGGUUCAGCCCCGAGACUUCUCAGUCUCGAGGAGGCGCGCAGUCGAUCGUUGCUGGCUCCAGAGCAAGAGGCUGCUGUAGUUGCUGUGAAUGCUAGUAAUACCGAGGCGAAUGCAGCCUCGACGGGGCCACACUACCACACGGUCAUCGAAUUGCCCCAGAGGAAGCGAACUGGAUCAAAACGCUCACCCUCGCUCAAUUGGCGCGCUUUAUUCGGCGGUAGGCAGAGUACCAAGUCUCGAGCUUCCGAGGCUCCGAGAGCCCACAAGCAGCUGGUAUCGGCAACUAGUGCUGGUGUUACAAAUGGAUCUGGCUUGACCGCGAGCGGCGGUGGCGUGGUUGCGGUUACUGGCAGCCCUGGUCCAAUAACGAGCGGCACUUCCUCCCUUAGGCGGCUGCGGCCGGUCAAGAGCGCAGACAGCCUGGACGGCGUGGCGGUGGCUGUCGCCGAGGAUGGAUUGGGACCACUGAUGUUGUCGGGAGGUACGACACGGGGUUGCGGCCACAGCCGUUCCGUCUCUCACGAUUCUUACUUUGAGCAACUCGGUGAAGCGGCCAGCGCAGGAUCAGCCCUUGAUCUCUCAGAGAUUCAGCUAAGCUUCGAGUUGGAAGAACGCGAGAUGAGAAUGCUCUCGGCCGAGGAGAGUCCAAGCGCGCGACAGUCGCUUGAAGCCUCGCCAAGAAGACAGCGAGCUCCCGAGAUACAAUCCGAGUCUGCUAGUACAGCGUCUCCGUUGCCGUCUCUCGCCUCGAUUGGCGGUGGAGGCGGAGGAUCAAAGCGUAAGCGCUCCAGACUCGAGGAGCGACUGCACUGUGAUGUUGAGCUGCGAUUUAUCGACAGCCAGAGUCCCGAUCAGGUAAUGGUGUCCGCGGAACUUCACGAGAUGGAGACUCCCUCGCCUCUGCCUACGCCGGGAUACUUGCCUUUGCUGUCAGAGGGUUCGACUCCUUUGACUCCGACGGCAAGUCCCGCUGCGGUCAGUCCCCGUAUAAGCUUCAAGAGCUUCAUGCUGCCCUUGGAGGUGGACAGUCCCGAGGUGCCAGCGAGGAGUCUGACGGAGGACAAGGGCAGCCUUCUCAAUCUUCAGUCUUGUUUAACCAAAGCGUCGAGAGAGCCGGAUUCCUCCUCCUCCCUUGAUCUAGAUUGUAAUGCCGGAAGGCUUUCGAGUAACCAAACCAGCGCGAUGGAGGCCUGUGAAGAGCUCCUCGAGCCACAGACCCCACCGACUGACCUCACCUCCUCAUCCUCACCCUCUUCCUCAUCCUCCUCCUCCGGUCCCGCUACGGCUGCCGCGGUAGCUUCCCAGCAUGUGCCAUUCGUCUCCUCGACGUCGGAUAUUCUUGAUCAAGAGAUGACGCCUUGCGAAACCUUGCUUAAUUUCGUCGACACCACUAGUGAGAUGACUCAAGCCACUUAUCAUGGCAUUGAUUCUUCUCCCAGUUUGCCAGAUGUGCUGUGUCAGAACGGAGAGCAGCGUGAAAAGCAGCUAGAAAAUGCUUUCGACAAGAGCGAGGCCGUCAGAGAAAGAACGUCGUCACAGGAGUCGAAUGCACAAAAUAGCAAUAUGACUGAUUUAUCUGGCAUAGAUUCUUUAGAUUCUUUAAUGCCUUAUCAACGAAGCUAUCAAAAUACUCCGGAUUCGCAUUUCAGCCCCAUCGAUCCCAGAACUAAAAUCUCGAACGAUACGACAGCACAAAUGCCAAAUUAUAGAAAUAAUUUAGAGACUGCUGAAAAAUGGCUUAUGACUGAUAUACCAUCAGCGCCUACGAACGAAAAUCGCUUGCAACGAAUAUCAGACUCCAAACUGUCAGAACUUUUAGUAGAGGAAGAUUGCCAAGUUAGUGCAAAUUCUAAUAAGAGUAUUCAAGAAUCCAUGUGUUAUUCAGUAUCAGAUGAACUAUAUAAUAUUUCAAAUACUCAAUCUACUAAUUCAAAUUAUAAUCCGUCAUGUAAAGACGACAGUUCUAAUAUAGCGCGGACAAGGGAUUCCGAACUUGACCAAGUUGAUCUACAUAACUUAGUGUCUUUGGAAACAAAUUUACUUCCCCCGAAUCCCAUGAUGGAAACAAAUCAAAGCAGUGACAGUACCGUUUGUUCAAUGAAUACAAGUAUCAAAAAUGUUAAAAACUAUCAGAGUGAUCAAAUUGAAAGUCAAAUAUCUAACUGGAGCGUAUUAUUAGAUGAUAAAAAUCUACAUGAGAAUAAUCAAAAUGAAAAGGUCGAAUCCGCCGACAACUUGGAUCAGAACAAUAAAUUUUUCAACGAAGAAACAAACGAAGACGAGAAAACGAUUUCCUUGAUUCUCGACCGCCAAGAAAAGGUAGUUCAGAAAGAUACUUGUGAUGAAUCAAUAGAAUCUAAUAUGAACGGAACCAAGUUGAUAGAACAAGUUUCUAAUUGCGGUAAUAUUUGUUCUCCUCAUAAUGAUUAUUGUUCGAAAGUUGUUGCCCAGGAGCCCAACAAUUCUAGCGCUAUUCAAGAUUCUAGGAUACAGGACGACCUGGACGUAGUUGUUCCUUCCGAAAGUGCAGCUGUGGAGCCUCAAGAGAUGGCUCAUGUUCCAGAAAUGCUUUCUCAAGGCAUUACUUUGAAUUCUUCUUGCAAUUUUUCCCCUUCCAAUAGUACAAAUCUCGAACGAGAUUCGGUUCUGCAUAAGGACACUGCAGCUAUCUUGCAAGAGCUGGCGUUGCAGAGACUGUCGGGUGGUGAUAGAGUGGAAUCGAUUCCCACGAGAAGAAGAUACGACUCUGAUUUUACACGUGAUAGGCGGAGUUUUGAUUCGGAAAUCGGGAGAGAAAUAGUACGCGAACACAAGAUGAAGCAGGAACUUGAAAACGCGAGAGGGAAAUUUGACGAAUCUCUAGCUAGCAGCCAAAAUCAAAUAGUUACAGCGCAUCUACCCCCCUGUUUGCGAGCUCGUCAUGCGCGGGCGACGAGAGCAGCGCUAAGUCGCUCGCUGGACGAGGCAAAGUUCAACAAGAUGACCAGCGGCUGCGUCGGCGCUGGUAGCAUCAGCGGUAGCAACGAUCAGCAGCAAAUGAAGACUGAAACUUCACAGCAGCACGGCUCGACGCCUAAUGUUGGCAGCAAAGGCGGUUCGCAGAUCGGUCUAUCCGACAGGUCACUAAAUAAGAAUCUCGGGCUGGACCUCGACGACCCGCGCUGUCGCGAGAGGAUCGAGAAGUACAAGGAGGAGAGGCGGACUUUUUUGAGGGAUAAGUACAGAUCUGAGAGCUUUCGGGCUACCGCGAGCGCAGCCACCGCGAGCGACGCCCCGAGUAACAAAGAGGAUGGAGAGCAAGCCUUGCUGGCGAGACUGAAACAGCGAGCUUCCAGACCCUCUGUACUCUGACCCCCGAAACCCAAUACACCAAGCGAUCAGUUUAAUGUUAAUUAUUGUACCGAGCCACGGAUACUAAUAUAGAUCAAGCCUAAUUGUUACAAAAAGUCGUGCAAUCAACUUCUAUGAACUAUAAACUAGAGAAAUUUUUAAAGAAUUACUAUUCUGCACGAUACGUUAAUACGUUGACACGUUAAUAUCGUCCUUUUUUAUAUUAAAAGUGCAGUUUAUUGUUUGUAUAUGUUAUAAUUAUUGUUGUACCUUUUUUUAUAUAAAAAAGUCGCUUGCUUAUAUACUUGAAAAGUAAAUUUGUUAAGAGUUUUGAGAACUGAUACAUUCUUGAAGCUGCACUGCUACUUGUAUUUUUUUAUUUUGAUUUUUCUAAGUUUAAUUAACGGAUGCCGGUAAUACUCAAGAUAAUGCGCUAGGAUGUCAAUCCUGAGAUUUAGCCUUGUAAUUUAUCAAUUACGCGCAUCGUUAUGUUAAACGUUGUCUACAAAGAAAAUUAAUUCUUCCAUUGUGGACUGGUCUGCUAUGGUCUAAAAAAGUAUCUUUUGUACAUGUUAGUUUUCCCUUAAGAUUUUAAAGCCUUACUGUUUUAAGUUAACUUAUACUUCUGCCACAGCACUGAUGAACAAUAUUAUGACGAAGGUGAUAUUGAUGAUGUUUUGAGACAUGUAUCGCCACUUUCUCUAUUAUAGGUGAUAAAAUUUUAGAUAGUAGCUUGCUACUUGACCACGAGUCCAUAGUCACUUUCUGUAGUUUCUUUUAGCACAAAGAAUUCAACGACCUGUUACGGCUGUUUGAAUUGUUAAGUGAUUUCCAUUAGUCUCUCGACACUAGGUCUGGCAGCAAAUACGAUGACAAUAGUAUAUCGUAAAGUAUUUAUGUGCAUAAUGUCGUUAAGAUCAUUCUUGUAUCUUUGAGGGUACUUCAUUCAAAUUUUACGAUUACGCAUUAGAGAAUAGUCGAGAGUGCAGCGGUUGCGAGGUAUUUAUUUGAUCUGCUUGUAAAGUUGACACGUUCAACUUCCAUUGUAUUGAUGUAACGCAUUUGACGAGAUAAAGUAAUAACACUUGUGAUUUGUGUUAUACAACUGCUUUAACGAGUAUUACGUGUACGUCACUUACGCAGCUGCACUCUGCUUUUUCUCAACUUUCAAGAAUGAAAAUAUAUCCGACAGAUCUGCUACAAUAUACUAAAAGGAAUCUUUUUAAUGUACGAAGAAAAUAAAUCAUGCCAUAUGUUCUAUUAAAAAGAAAAACACGAAUUUCUCACUAAUUUAUAAUUUUUUUACAUUCUUUUUUUUCUUUUCUUCUGAUGUAUUAUGCGAUUUUGUUCACAAUAUAUAUAUUUUUUUUAGUAAAAUAAAUAGAAAAGUAUAAGAGAAUACUAUAUUAAA
Molecule: messenger RNA, 8516 nt
Organism: Nasonia vitripennis (jewel wasp)
Lineage: Eukaryota; Metazoa; Arthropoda; Insecta; Hymenoptera; Pteromalidae
Gene: CdGAPr
Product: GTPase-activating protein CdGAPr
Exons: 7
Coding region: 2087-7126 (1679 amino acids)
Biological process (GO): small GTPase-mediated signal transduction
Molecular function (GO): protein binding; GTPase activator activity
Source: RefSeq, a predicted model, not a curated record